AUGUCGUUGUGUCUGCAAGGAGGCGUUUCUGCAAUCUCUGCUUCCGUGAACCUCGCGAGAACUGAGCCUGCCAAACGCCGCUUCCCGUCUCACCAAUGGCUGCAUUCCUCGCAAUUCUGCAAAAACCACCUGACAAGUCACCUGAAAUAUCGUCUGACGAGCCACGCGACAGGUCAGCGCAGCACGGCCAGCUGGGUCAGAAAUGGUUUCAUGACUGAAACGGGGGGUGGUGAGUGGGACGAGGAGGACGAAGAGGAAUUUGAGGAAGACGAGGAGGAGCAUUGGGAGGAGGAAGAGGAGGAGGAGGAGGAGAGGGUGGAGACGGUCCAAGUUCAGUCGAGGUUGUAUGAGGACUCUUCGGGUUACAGCGAAGGGGAUGAGCAUGAGGCAAAGUCUCAUGCGGCGAAUCAGGCGGAGGAGGAGAAGAAACAGGAGAACCAGCAGCAACAGCAGCAGCCACUGCAGUGGCUGGCGGAAGGAGCUGCUGCUGCGUUGAAGGGAGCUGUGGAAGGGGGUGUUGUGGCUGCUGCAGUGGGGGCUGUGCUGGAGGCGAGUCAGCCCGCGGAGGAGCAUUCGGAUUUGGACGCGCGGGAGAAGGGCGAGGAGUAUUCCGCCACCAUGCAGAUGGCCAUGGGGAACACAGCGCUGGUGUACCGCCACGAGCUGGGCAUGAACUAUGCGCGCGUGCUGCCCAAUCUCAUCGUCGGUUCCUGCCUGCAGUCCCCGAUGGAUCUGGACCACCUGCGGGAUGUGGAGGGCGUGGGGGCAGUGCAGUGCCUGCAGCGUGAUUCCGACCUCGAGUACUUCGAUCUGGAUAUCAACCCGAUCAUCGAGCGGGCGGCAGAGCGUGGCGACAUUCGGCACUUGUGGACUGAGAUCAGGGACUUUGACCCCUUUGACCUGCGCAUGCAGCUGCCGAGGGCUGUAGCAGCGCUGCACAAGGCAGUGAUGGAGUGUGGCACGGCGUAUGUGCACUGCACUGCCGGCCUUGGCAGGGCCCCGGCUGUAGCGGUGAGUCCCGGCUGCGGGCAGGUUGUUAUGAUUGCCAUCUCACCUCACCUCGCACCUUCUGCCUCUCCUCCCUCUCUACUCCUAUCCCUAUCUCUGCGCCUCACCCCCCUGUCUGCUCCACUCCCCCUUUGGGCUCCUCUCUCCCUUCUGUGCUCCUUUUCCCUUCUCCACUCCUCUCCCCAUCCAUUCUUUUCCCUCCUACGCCUCCUGUCUCCACGCCUUUCUGCUUCCCCCCACCUCAAUGCUCCCCUCCUCCCCCCCCCAAUGCUCUCCCCACUCUAA
Closterium sp. Naga37s-1 is the source of this 1293-nucleotide messenger RNA. The record is from the annotation of a GenBank genome assembly. NCBI's taxonomy places the organism in Eukaryota, Viridiplantae, Streptophyta, Zygnematophyceae, Desmidiales, Closteriaceae.